CUUCCUCAACACGAGCUGCUGCCCAGAGCAGGGUUUGUGUGUGACCAGAGUUGAAGGGAGGUUGCUUGGUGAUAAGAAGGCAAGCUAAGGAGAAGGUUUGCAGGAAAGAGGGACAGCUCUGGGGGCAGUUCGUGUGACCUCCUUCCCAGGCCCCCUGCACCAUGACGGUUUCAUAUACCCUCAAAGUAGCAGAGGCUCGCUUCGGAGGCUUCUCUGGCUUGCUUCUCAGGUGGAGGGGAAGCAUCUACAAGCUCCUCUACAAAGAGUUCCUCCUCUUCACGGCCCUGUAUGCUCUGCUCAGCAUCACCUACCGGCUGCUGCUGACCCAGGAGCAGAGGCACGUGUAUGCUCAGGUGGCCCGAUACUGCAAUCGUUCUGCAGAUCUCAUCCCCUUAUCCUUCGUACUGGGUUUCUACGUGACCCUGGUGGUGAACCGCUGGUGGGCCCAGUAUACAAGCAUCCCGCUGCCAGACCAGCUGAUGUGCGUCAUCUCGGCCAGCGUGCACGGUGUAGACCAGCGUGGCCGCCUGCUGCGCCGCACCCUCAUCCGCUAUGCCAACCUGGCGUCCGUGCUGGUGCUGCGCUCGGUGAGCACCCGCGUGCUCAAGCGCUUCCCCACCAUGGAGCAUGUGGUGGAUGCAGGUUUCAUGUCCCAGGAAGAGAGGAAAAAGUUUGAGAGCCUAAAAUCCGAUUUCAAUAAGUACUGGAUCCCCUGUGUCUGGUUUACUAACCUGGCGGCCCAGGCCCGGAGGGAUGGGCGAAUCCGUGACGACAUCGCUCUCUGUCUGCUCCUGGAAGAGCUGAACAAGUACCGGGCCAAGUGCAGCAUGCUAUUCCACUAUGACUGGAUCAGCAUCCCUCUCGUCUACACCCAAGUGGUGACCAUAGCCGUAUACUCCUUCUUUGGCCUCUCCCUGGUUGGCCGCCAGUUUGUGGAGCCAGAGGCAGGGCCAGCCAAACCUCGGGAGCCUUUAGAGCCAGGCCAGGAGGCAGCAUCCACCCUGGGGGACCUGGACAUGUAUGUGCCUCUCACCACUCUGCUGCAGUUCUUCUUCUAUGCUGGCUGGCUCAAGGUGGCUGAACAGAUUAUCAACCCCUUUGGUGAGGAUGAUGACGAUUUUGAGACCAACAAGCUCAUAGACCGCAACCUGCAGGUGUCUCUGUUAUCCGUGGAUGACAUGUAUCAGAACCUGCCUCCCGCUGAGAAGGACCUGUACUGGGACGAUGACUCUGCGCAGCCGCCCUACACGGUGGCCACGGCGGCCGAGGCUCUGCGGCCUUCCUUCCUGGGCUCCACCUUCAACCUUCGCGUGAGCGACGACCCGGAGCAGAGCAUGCAGGUGGAGGCGUCUCCAGGGUCCGCUCGGCCGCUGCCCACCGCGCAGACCCCGUUGCUCGGCCGCUUGCUGGCCGCAGGGGCACCCUCCCCGGCCAUCAGCCUCAGGACCUUCGGCCGCGCGCGAGGAGCCCCCCGGACCCCUCAUCUGCUGCGCUUCCGAGCGGAGGAGAGCGGCGACCUCGAGGCUGCGGACCGCAUCGAGGAGGCGUCGGUGGGGUCAGAGGAGGCGGCCAGGGAGCCCUGAGCGGUGGCCGUCCUGCCUGCCGCCCCUCCCCUCCCGGCCACCGCUGCCCUCCAGCGCAGAGUACUUAACUGUGCGUCCUGAGCCCGAGAAUUUAGGGACAGACUUUGAAAGAGGAAGAGGGCGGGGCCAGCACCAGGGCUGGGAAUCUGUACGUUUUGGCGGGAGAAGGUAGGAAACUGAUGCUAGGACACGUGGGCCAGAACCCAGAUGCAGUUAAUUUCCCGGGCACUAGGGAGCUGGGCCUGUUCUCAGACCUGAGGGAGCAUCAGCAGCACUGAAGGGCCUGUUCACAGGGUCCACUCAGUGUCUCUGAUUCAUUAGAUCUGGGAGGGAAGUAGGAAGUUCCCAGGUGAUGGUGCUGCUGCUGGUCCAGGCAUCACACUUUGAGUCCUAUAUAAAAGAAGUUAGGGGCAGCCCUGGUGGCGCAGCGGUUUGGUGCCGCCUGCAGCCCGGGGUGUGAUCCUGGAGACCCGGGAUCGAGUCCCACGUCGGGCUUCCUGUAUGGAGAGCCUGCUUCUCCCUCUGCCCCUC
Molecule: messenger RNA, 2114 nt
Organism: Canis lupus familiaris (dog)
Lineage: Eukaryota; Metazoa; Chordata; Mammalia; Carnivora; Canidae
Gene: BEST4
Product: bestrophin 4
Exons: 10
Coding region: 162-1583 (473 amino acids)
Molecular function (GO): chloride channel activity
Source: RefSeq, a predicted model, not a curated record